AUGGCAUCAAUCAACAGUAAUACAAAUUCAUCAAGAAAACGCAAUAUAUCUUUUAGUCAUUUUCUUGCAACACAAAAUUUAUCAAUAUUUCGUAGUAAAUCUCCGAUAAUUGAUUGUUCAAUUCAGAUCUCUGACCCAUCUGAAUUUAAUAAAACCCAGCUUAAUAGCAAAAUUGAACAACCAUCAAUACCAAUAUGUAUAAAUCGUACUUGGUUAAAAAAUCGUUUACCACGACCACUUUCACUUGAUCUUGAUGUUGUAAACAAUCAUGAGUAUCUUAUCGAACAACAAUCAUCAAAAAAGCAAACUGGUAUUAAUAUUUCCUUCUUUUUUUUAUUAAUCUAUAUCGUAUAG
Molecule: messenger RNA, 354 nt
Organism: Adineta steineri
Lineage: Eukaryota; Metazoa; Rotifera; Eurotatoria; Adinetida; Adinetidae
Source: the annotation of a GenBank genome assembly